This is a messenger RNA of Geosmithia morbida, 1341 nucleotides long. RefSeq names its product sarcosine oxidase / L-pipecolate oxidase. NCBI's taxonomy places the organism in Eukaryota, Fungi, Ascomycota, Sordariomycetes, Hypocreales, Bionectriaceae. Gene Ontology annotation, molecular function: flavin adenine dinucleotide binding; saccharopine oxidase activity; sarcosine oxidase activity. The transcript has 2 exons. Bases 1 to 1341 code for a protein of 446 amino acids. The record is from RefSeq and is a predicted model, not a curated record.
AUGACUGUCAACGGCCCCCCGGUUGGGACGACCUACCACCUAGGAAGUGGCAUGUCGACCGUCCUCAUCAUCGGCGCCGGCAACUUUGGCGCCGCCACGGCCCUAUCUCUGGCCAGAAAGGGCGGUGUCCGGGUCAUGCUGGUGGACACGGCAGGGUACCCCAACCCGCGAGCUGCCUCGCACGACAUCAACAAGAUCGUCCGCGACGACUACCCGGACACGCUGUACAUGCGGAUGCUCCUGAGGGCCAUGCCGCUGUGGCGCGAGAGCGAGCUGUACGGUCCCUGGUACCACGAGGUGGGCAUGCUGAGGGCCGACCCGUCCAGCUUCGGCACCAAGAGCAUGGCCGCCUACAGGGCGCUGGGCUGCGACAACGGGUCCGAGUACCUGCCCGUCGACGAGGUGCGCAGGCGGUGGAACGGCGUGUUUGCCACCUCCAACCUGGACGGCGUCGACAAGGUGCUGUACAACCCGUCGGUCGGCUACGCGGAGGCCGACAAGGCCCUCGGGGCCGUCGUCCAGGCCGCCGUCGACCUGGGCGUCGACUACAUCACCGGCGAGAUGUCGACCCUCAGCUUCGGCCCCGACGGCCGAUGCACCGGCGUCGACCUCGAGGACGGCAGGGCCCUCAGAGCCGACCAGAUCCUCAUGGCCACGGGGGCCCGCACCGCCGCCCUCCUCGCCCAGAGCGCCCCCGAGGACAAGACGCUCCACGUCGGCGACAGGCUGCUCGCCACCGGCGCCGUCAGCUUCUACGCCAAGGUCGACGGUCCCCAGAGGAAGAAGUUCGAGCCCAUCCCCGUCUUCAAGAGCUGUCUACCUCAGGUCAAGGGCGAGGGCAUGUCGAUACUCCCCGACGGCACCCUCAAGUUCAACUGCGACUUCUGCUUCACAAACUACACCAACUUCCCCGCCACCGGGGAGCGCAUGUCCACCGUCCCCGACAACUCCGUGUACAAUGUCUGGACCGGCCCCAACUUUCUCAAAUUCUUCGAGGACCGUGCGCGAAAGACGAUUGACGGUCUCUAUGGCGAUGAGGUCAAGGACGUUUCGGUUGACGCCUACCGGAUGUGCUGGGAUGCAUCGACGCCAACACACGACUUCCUCAUCACCCCUCACCCUCACUGCCGUAACCUCUACGUGGCGACGGGUGGCUCGUUCCACGGCUGGAAGUUCCUCCCCGUCAUUGGAGAUUAUGUGGUGGACAUGAUGCAGGGCACGCUACCGGAUGAGUACGCCGAUCGCUGGGCCUGGGACAAGAGGGGGGGCGAUGGGCAUUCGGCUAACCCGACCUACCAUAUCGUCGGGGACUUGCAAGAAUGGACAGGCAAGCUCAUCUGA